Molecule: messenger RNA, 804 nt
Organism: Arachis ipaensis
Lineage: Eukaryota; Viridiplantae; Streptophyta; Magnoliopsida; Fabales; Fabaceae
Source: RefSeq, a predicted model, not a curated record
AGAUAUGGAGCGAGCACUACAAGCGCAAGUGGUACAUAAAAGACAGCGUGUCGAGUUUGCUACCUAUUUGCUCACUGGUGAAGCGUCGCAUUGGUGGCAAGGUAUCUGACGUCUUCUGCAGCAGGGUGAUGACUAUAUCACCUGGAAUGUCUUCCAAGAGGAGUUCUAUAAGAAGUACUUUCCGACUUCUGCCAGGACGGCUAAGGAACUUGAGUUACUACAGCUGAAGCAGGGUACCAUGUCCGUAUCAGAGUAUACUGACAAGUUUGAAGAGCUGUUCAGGUUCUCUCGUAUGUGCCAAGGGACUCCGGUAGAAUAUGAGGAAUGGAAGUGUGUUAAGUAUGAAGGAGGACUCAGGAGUGAUAUCUUCAGUUCAGUAGGACCAAUGGAGAUCAGGACUUUUUCCGAGUUGGUGAACAAGUGCAGAGUUGCUGAAGAGUGUGUGAAGAAGGCAGCUGUUGAGAGAGGGAGUCACAAAGAUUCAUUCCCACAGAACCGAGGGAAGAGCUUUGCACCUAGAGGUCUGUCCUUCAAGAAGGGAGGCUCUUCUAGGAAGCCCAACAACUACAACAACUCCCAAAGGAAGAAGUUUGGGAAGCAGCCUUAGAAUGAUCAAGCUUGCACUAGGUGUGGGAGUCACCAUUCGGGAACCCCGUGCAAGGCCGGGUGGGGCUUGUGCUACAAUUGUGGAAAGGAGGGGCAUAAAGCCGCCAACUGUCCGGAGAAGUAGAAACAAGGUGCUGGGAAAGCACAACAGAUUGGUCGGGUGUUCACCACUUCAGCUAUAGGUGCCGAGGGAUCCGA